AUGGAAGGCCAAAAGCUUCGUAUUCUCAUCGUUGGAGCCGGUAUAGGCGGUCUCACCGCCGCGUUGGCAUUGAGCCGCGAAGGCCACGAAGUCUUGGUGUUCGAGAAGUCAAAGUUCGCCGCGGGGAUCGGUGCAGCCAUUGGGCUAGCAGCAAACUGUACCUCUAUCCUGCGAAAGAUUGGUUUCGAGCCGGAGGAACACGGGUCCAGCAUCUGCAACCUGUGGACUAUGUACAAUUCGGCUGGCAAGUGCUUCGUCAAGCAGGAAAUUCCGUCCAAACUCGAAUCGGAGAGGUUUUACUUCAUCCACCGAGCGUAUCUCCACUCAGGUCUUAAACACCAAGUCCUGCAACAAGGAGAUACCGGCGGCGAGCUGGUUCAGCUGCACCUCAGUUGUGACAUUACAUUUCUAGAUAUCCAGAACGGCCAGCUGACGCUGUCCGACGGACGGAAGUAUCAUGGCGACGCGAUUAUCGGCGCUGAUGGUGUCCACCCAUUCACCCGGCAGUACAUCGAUGCUCACAAGAAGUAUGCCAAACUCGGUAUUUCCUUGACGGAAUGGAUGGAAAAUGAUCGCCGUAUCAUCUGCUAUCCUUGUGCCGAUGGCGAGAUGUUGAACCUAGUCGCCAUUGUACCGAGCAAAGAGGUGGAGGCGUCUGCCAUUGAAGCGAAAUCUCCCAAGGAGAAGAAGAAGGGGAUGCUGAAGUCGUUUGAGACUUUCGGUGAUGGAGCCAAAGCUGUUCUGGAACAGGCCCCCGAGGAAGACCUGAAGGUGUGGCCUUUGUUGGACAUGGAACCCCUCGAGAAAUGGUCUGAAGGUCGCCUCGCCCUCAUAGGCGAUGCUUGCCACCCCUUCACACCGUUUAUGGGUCAGGGCGCUGCAAUGGCAAUUGAAGAUGCUGUCACCCUCGCUAUUCUGCUACGGCGGGGCACUCUGGCAGAACAGGUCCCAGAGCGGCUCGAGUUGCUGCAGAUUACGCUCGCAGAAAUGGACAAGAUGCAAGCGACUCGCAAAGAGGCCAUCCCACUCCCAAUGAGUUUCGAGGAUGGACUGCUUAUGCCAAUCAACAUAAUGCGUGGGAGCACGCGGAACGGGUACUCCAACGAAGCCUGUCAGCUUGAUGGUCUGCAAGUAUCUGCUUUUACUCAAGAGCAAAUGAUAGAGCAGAUAGCCAAUCUGACGACAAGAAGACAGUUGUGUGCAAAGACCGUUUGGACGCUUGAUUGA
Molecule: messenger RNA, 1227 nt
Organism: Colletotrichum abscissum
Lineage: Eukaryota; Fungi; Ascomycota; Sordariomycetes; Glomerellales; Glomerellaceae
Product: FAD binding domain-containing protein
Exons: 10
Coding region: 1-1227 (408 amino acids)
Molecular function (GO): monooxygenase activity; FAD binding
Source: RefSeq, a predicted model, not a curated record